This is a messenger RNA of Venturia canescens, 1089 nucleotides long. RefSeq lists its product as uncharacterized. The transcript has 4 exons. Bases 156 to 665 code for a protein of 169 amino acids. NCBI's taxonomy places the organism in Eukaryota, Metazoa, Arthropoda, Insecta, Hymenoptera, Ichneumonidae. The record is from RefSeq and is a predicted model, not a curated record.
AAUUUGUUUUUGAAUGUGAAUUUAUUCUGAAGUGAAAGAUUAUGCAGUGUUGUUAAGUAAAGGAGAAGGAAAUAGAAUAAGUGAUUCAGGAAAGUCCAAAGCACACCGAGACUGUGAAUCACAUCCUUUGUUCUAUCUCCCAAAGCAAAAACGCUAUGUCGUGUGUUUAUGUUUAUAUUUUUUUCCCCUCCUCUCUUUAUUAUACCCCUCUUGUAAGCUUGAUUAGUUUCGAAAGAUAUGGAAAUGGGGAGAAUUCAAUGCGUCAUUUUAUACAUCAAAUGAUGUUUGACGGCCGAGUCGAGUGUUCUAAUCACAACACCGUGUGGCAUGCUCGGGCACAGCAAUUUUUUGUGUCUCAAAAGAAUAUCACAGCACUGUGUCUCAAGUGCGGUACAGUGCCGUUUGAAUGGAAAACGGCUAACGCUGGCAGCAAGUUUUGGAAUACGGCCGUAGAGGAGUUCUUGGCGAACAUAACCUAUAAUCCAUGUUGUGAGUGUGACAAAACACCAACCGAAGAAAUGUUUAGAGGACAAAUACUGAAGGAUAAAACGUCUCCAGAGAAAAGCAGACAGAGAAUUACGAAAAAUAAAGUAUAUUGCGACAUGCGAGUCAAAUCCGCAGUAAUCGAAUUACAAGAAAUGUUUCACAUACACGGAUGGGAUUGAGUUAGCCGAAAAUGUGAAGACAAUUAACUUCACAGUUAAUUUUUUGAUGCGUGAAAACGACGAUUUGAAAAGACAAUUCAAGAGUCAUCGUCUCGAAGCUAACAUUUUCGACGAAGAGCUGUAAAAUCAAUUAAAUGAACACAAUCAAUCACGGGAAUUAACUAAAGCACCAGACAACACGGAAAAUUGUCUAGUCAAUCGAUAAGGCGACGCGGAGCUCAUUCUCAUAAAGCAUCUUGCCUAUGCUUAUGCCUUGAUCAAAGAAUUACAAUUGGUUCAAGAUAGAGGAUCGACGAAAACAGAUUCCACGAGUAAAGAUGAAGCUGUGAGUUUUGUAUUUGACAAAUUAUUUUUCAUCAUUAAAUAAAAUGGUGAACAUGAGUAAUUUGCAUAUUUGCUAAAUAAAUAUUUUCUCUAUAAUAAA